AUGCUAGGCCGUUUGUGGAUGUUUGGCGCAGCUGCGCUCGUUGGGUUGACCAGCGGCGCUCAUGCGGCCACUUUGACGUGGGACUGCACUCGUGUGCCCAAUAUCUGCUCGAACGACUGCUACGCCAUCCAAUGCGCCGGAAAGCCCACCACGCUGCACCGCGACUCGGCGAACGCCUCAGCGAACCGAGCCAAGACUGCAUGCAAAUCUCCGAACCGUUGCGCUAACAAUGCUUCUGACUCGAACUCUUGUGAUGAAUACCCGUACGCUUCGUCGCGCGAAGGCGGAACGGGAAGUGUCACACGCUGUGUUCCUGCCACGGAAAACUCUCGUCAAGGCGGAACGCUCUCGAGCUUCUACACGAACAACGGUAUCACCGACGGAGACGCGUACAACGUCGCCUUCACUUCUACUAGCGGAUUGCAGUACUGCUCCGGCUCGUGCACCAACACAGGCAACCAGCUCAUCCGCAAAAAUCUCGCCAUCGGUCCACAGUACACCCCGAGGUCCUUCGUCACCAACGAAGGCCACGAGCUGACGAUGUUCGAACGAGUCGACAGCCCCGGCUCGCUCGACAGCGUAAUUGGCACCCAGACCUGGCUCUCUCACGAGCAACGCCAUGUGACGAUUGUCAAAGCUCUCGUCUGA
Messenger RNA from Mycosarcoma maydis (corn smut), 648 nucleotides. RefSeq lists its product as uncharacterized. Lineage: Eukaryota; Fungi; Basidiomycota; Ustilaginomycetes; Ustilaginales. Bases 1 to 648 code for a protein of 215 amino acids. The transcript is spliced from 3 exons. The record is from RefSeq and is a predicted model, not a curated record.